AGUCGUCAUUGGAUUAAACUACAGGAUUGAGCAGUUCCUCAUAAUAUUAUAUGUUAAAUCGAAUCUACAAAAUAACUGCUGACUACACCCAUCAGACAUGGAGUGCAAGAUAACUUUUCUUGUGCGCAUUUACUCCACACAUUAAUGCGAAUGCGGUUGUGCGCUUAGAGGGCAGUCAUUACUGUAGAGUCAGAGCAGAGGGGGAGAUGUGUCACAUUCUUUUGGUUUUUGAGUCAGUCCACUGUGCAAGUAUGCGGCUCCCUCUGUUGGCACAUCUUCUCUUCCUGCUCCUGGCAGCAGGGAGAGAUGUCACAGGAGAGACGGUAGACAGGAAGCCCAACUUUGUUCUGAUGAUGGUGGAUGACCUGGGCAUUGGUGAUGUAGGAUGCUACGGUAAUGACACCAUCAGGACUCCUAACAUAGACAGACUUGCUUCUGAAGGGGUAAAGUUGACUCAGCACAUUGCAGCUGCUCCCCUCUGCACCCCGAGCCGGGCCGCUUUUAUGACGGGGCGCUAUGCACUCCGCUCAGGACUGGGAAGCACAGGCCGCGUGCAGGUGCUGCUGUUCCUUGGUGGUUCAGGGGGGCUGCCACCCAGUGAGACCACCUUUGCUAAGAGGCUGCAGCAAGAAGGAUACACCACCAGCCUAGUGGGUAAGUGGCACUUGGGUGUGAACUGUGAACAGAGAGGGGACCAUUGCCACCAUCCAAACCAGCAUGGCUUCAGCUACUUCUACGGCCUGCCGUUCACUCUGUUCAAUGACUGUGUGCCCGGAGAAGGGAGUGAUAUCAUGGCAGACCUCCAGCACACACUCGGAAAUCUUAUCAUGUUGCUUGGAGUUGGACUUUUCUCGCUGGUGUGUGUCCGUGUGUGUGGCCUCCUUGAAGUCAGCCUGUGGCUAUUGGCAGUGCUUGUUUUUCUCAGUAUCCUAGCAGCCGCUGUGUGGUACAUACCCUUUAAAUGCCUGCAGACAUGGAACUGCAUCAUCAUGAGAAACCAAGAAGUGAUCGAACAGCCAAUGACAGUGGAGACACUGCCCCAGAGGUUACUGAGAGAAGCGCAAAACGUUAUAAAGAGGAAUGUUGAUCAGCCAUUCCUCCUCUUCUUCUCAUUGGCCCACAUCCACACGCCACUCUUCAAAACACCCGCCUUUGCUGGCAAAAGUCGCCAUGGUGGCUACGGUGAUAACCUAGAAGAGGUGGACUGGAUGAUCGGUCAAAUUACAGAGACAGUGGACUCCCUCGGCCUUGCCAACAAUACUCUGAUGUACUUUACAUCAGACCAUGGUGGACACCUAGAAGAUGCUGAUUCCAUAAUUGGCCAGAAAGGAGGCUGGAACGGCAUUUAUAAAGGUGGGAAAGCUAUGGGAGGCUGGGAGGGGGGGAUCAGAGUGCCUGGUAUUUUCCGCUGGCCUGGCAGACUGGCAGCUGGAAGAGUAGUGGACGAACCCACUAGCCUCAUGGACCUGUAUCCAACUCUGAAAUAUUUGGCCAAAGACACACAACCAGACAGACAAUCAGAUGGCUUUAACCUAAUGCCACUGUUGGAGGGAAAGGUGGAGCGAUCAGAGCAUGAAUUCAUGUUCCACUACUGUGGAAUCUACCUGAAUGCAGUACGCUGGCACCCACCUGGAAGUGACUCCGUCUUCAAGGUGCACUUUUUCACUCCUAACUUUUCUCCCCCGGGAGCCGGGGGUUGCUACGACACUAAGGUCUGUCUAUGUCAUGGAGAACAUGUGAUGCAACACAACCCACCGCUGCUGUACGACCUUUUCCACGAUCCCUCAGAGUCCCGCCCACUGACCCCUGAUACUGAGCCGCGACAUGCUGAAAUCCUUCAGCAGACCACCAAAGCUGUGGAGAGACAUAGAGAUACCCUCACAAACAAGAAGGGGUCGGAUGAUACUCAUUCGCACCCCGACGCAGAUGCCGGAAGUGUUCAGAGCCAGAUGACAUUGGACAGGAUUCUGUGGAGACCCUGGCUUCAGCCCUGCUGUGGGACUUUUCCCUUCUGCGGCUGCAAGGAGAACACAACACAUAUUUAAGUGGCAAUCCUUAAGAUGUCAGUCCUUUUAGAAAUUUCUGUUUGAGUGAAAAUGAUGGAAUUGUGCUUUGAGUUUUGAAGUCUGGAGCCUUUUCGUUGAUGAAGUUGUUUUUAGAGUUGAGUGCAUAUUUACAUUUUUUUGUAUACAAUGAAGAAAAACUGUAAUACAGAAUUGUUUGUAAAAUGCAAACAUUACAAUACUUGAAUCGUUGGCCAUUUUAAAAGUUACCUCUUAAACGAUUUUAACAAAGCUGAGCUUAUUUUAGGCGCCUUGAGCAAAUCUCUUCAAAUUUGGCACAAAUGUCCACUUUGACUCGAGGAUAAACUGAUUAGACUUCGGUGUGUCCAACCUUGUGUCCAUUACUCAAUAAUUCAUACGCCAACUAUGACAAUUUCACAGAAAUGUCUAGUAGGAUAAAAUGAUGAAGUGAUGAUACAACCGUGAAGCGCUAAUUCUAGUUCUGAGCAGUCUGUCUGUAUUUCAGUAAAGGAAGAAAGAGAAAAGGGUAUGAAUGUAGUUUUGACUGUUUUCCAUUAGAGGGCAGAGUCUGACUGUGCUUGGUUGAAGGUUAGCUGUGCUGUGUGUUUGUAUGAGAGAGAGAGGAGGGUGAGAUUGCAGCUCAGUUCUGUCACUGUGGGCUCUUGUGCUGUGUGGUAUUAAUUAUGUCUAAAUAUCAGGAUUAUAUGUAUUUUCAGUCAUAGGUACACAAAUACAUAAGCAUGUGAAGCACAUAGCAUUUUGAUAUUGCUGUAAAAGCAUGAUAUUGCAUCAGCAGCGAUUAGCUGGAAGUUAGAAAUGGAAUCCCUCCCCUUAGUUUGUUUUUAACUCUAGUAAUUACAAUAAUACCUCCCAGUAAUCAUUUUUUUUCUGUUGCUCUUUAUUAUCCAUCGAUUCUGCACCAUUUUCCUCGUGCUUUCCCUUUCCCCCUCCUUAAAAGUAUCCCAUGGCGCUCUUCUUCCUUCCCUUCUCAUUCAUCCAAAUUGUUCUGCAACCUUCCACAUUCACACUCACUUCUCCAUCAGGAAUGUCAAAGCACAAGGUCAGCUGCAGAGCAGCUUUGCUCAAAGACACUGAGGCAGGGGGGGAUGCUGUCCACUAGUUUUGAUCAAAAUGACACCCUGUGGCUUCACAAAUCUUCAGUAUUAACAGACUUAAAAGACUGUGUGAACUGUUCCAUCAUCAGCGUCAUCAUCGUUGAUUGAAAUCAUCAUCAGCGCUCCCUCCAGCAGUGGCUGGCUUGUCAAAACAUCAAAGUUUGCUAGUCUACAAUUGCUCUCCUUCCUUCCCUCCUCUCUGUUUCCUCUUCCUCCAUCUCCUCAAACUGCUUCCUUCAUCUCCUCAAACUGCUUCCUUCAUCUCCUCCUCCUUGUUGUCCUCCCUUUUUCCUCUUUCACUCCCUCCAGAAAUUGCACCUACAUCUGCAAGUGAGGAGGGCAAUUUCAUCACCACCAUCAUCAAUGUAAUCAUUGCCAUCACAGUGAUAGUAUUUACUUCUUUCCCUCCAGCAGAGACCCAUAAAUCAAACUCUCAGCAAGUUCAUUACAGUAGCCACUCCCUUAUAUCUCUAACAGUAAAUCAUGCAGUCGUCCAUACAUAAUGACAUUUGGCUGUACGUCAAAGUUAAUGAUGGCUGGUGGGAUAUAAUGUUACUGGCUGCACAUCAUGUCUCACAGACAUAAUUGUGCACACGUAACCACACAGAAACAUGGAUGUGUGCACAGACCUGCAUGCACACAGUACAUCAUGUUGUUUUGAACAGAUCAGUGACUUUCUGUAAAGGUCAGUGGUUCGAAAGACGCCAUAAAGCAUUUUUACAACCCUCUUACACACAUAAACACACAUACAGCUUGAAAAGAUGUGCAUAUUGCACGGCAGCUCAAAGACACUGGAAAUGUAUCUCUUGUAUUAAGCAGGUUCCACAAACGGUAAUAGCUAAGGGACUGUUGCAUUGCUCUGAUUUAAUUUUGGGUUUGUGCCUUUAGUUCGACUGAUGCUAAGAGUAGAGGUCAUUGUCGAGCAGAGAAUGUUUUUAAAAUUAACUUUGUCAGUCAACUGUGGCAGAAUAUCUUUGUUGUGGGAAAUCUGUUUUCUAUCUCGGCAGUUAGUUUUCAUUAAAUGGCAAUGGCAAGCCUAGACGAUGUUGGUUGUAUGUAGUACUCUCAGUUUGAAUGAUAAAAAACAUACAUGAUACUGACCAUCACAGGUCAAAUACACACACGCCACAAUUGUUCUGUUAGUCAAAUUUUGUAGGCUACUAUUUUUUGAUGUAACCUCUUGCCAUAUUCCACCAUACUUCUCGGUGCACUGAUUAUUUGUUGGGAACUGCUGCUUCACUUUUGUGCAUUUUGUACCUCAAGUAUGUUCCAUGUCCCAUGUUUGUAAUGAACCACUAAAAAGA
Messenger RNA from Anarrhichthys ocellatus (wolf-eel), 4443 nucleotides. It is a transcript of the gene arsh, whose product is annotated as arylsulfatase H. NCBI's taxonomy places the organism in Eukaryota, Metazoa, Chordata, Actinopteri, Perciformes, Anarhichadidae. The coding region runs from base 207 to 2045 and encodes 612 amino acids. The transcript is spliced from 11 exons. The record is from RefSeq and is a predicted model, not a curated record. Gene Ontology annotation, molecular function: arylsulfatase activity.